This is a messenger RNA of Patiria miniata (bat star), 2815 nucleotides long. RefSeq lists its product as uncharacterized. The coding region runs from base 334 to 2379 and encodes 681 amino acids. The transcript has 14 exons. The record is from RefSeq and is a predicted model, not a curated record. Gene Ontology annotation, cellular component: cytoplasm. Lineage: Eukaryota; Metazoa; Echinodermata; Asteroidea; Valvatida; Asterinidae. Gene Ontology annotation, biological process: sulfation. Gene Ontology annotation, molecular function: sulfotransferase activity.
UUCAACGUUCGCGUGAAGGAAUUUUAUGGUUAGCCUAAACUUUAUGACUCUGUGCACUAGUACCCCUGUGCACCAGGGGAAAAUGGUGAACACUACAUCCUAUCAUAUCUCACGCGUGACCGAUUCUUCAAACACUCUGUGCACGCAAGUAUUUGUGUAAUAGUAUCUAAUGAUAAAACACCGUAUACUACUACGUACGUAUAACCAUGCAAAGAGUACAAAGUACACUGCCCAUCUUGCUUUGAACCACUCAGUGAUUGAAGUCGUUUUCGUACUAUACAGGUACCGUACGUUUAAAAGCUGGUUCGACGCACGGACAAUCUUGCUUAAAUCAUGGAUAAGUACGUAACCUUGGAAGAAUAUCGGCAGAUGUGGGGCGAGGCUGAACUCCUGCAUAGACCAGACGAGGAGUACGAGGGGAUCAAGUUGUACCCAUGCAUGGCCAAGUCUGUGGAGCGUCUCAAGACUUGGACAGUCAGAGAAGACGAUGUCUGGAUCGUGACAUUCAUGAAAGCAGGCACAACUUGGGCCCAAGAGAUCGUGUCUUGCAUCAUGCAGGACGGAGACUUGGAAGCAGUCAACAAGAGACACACGGAUUUCCGAGUGUUGUUCAUUGAAAGUGACUUCCUGGAACAAAUUCGGCGUCUAAAAAACCUUCCAGACACGCUCCAGAUAGCGGACGAGACGCCAUCCCCUCGGAUACUCAAGACCCAUCUCCCGGGCCCGCUCCUACCUCCCCAGAUAUGGCAGAAGAAACCCAAGAUUGUCUACGUCUUGCGAAACCCCAAGGAUCUCGCGGUGUCCUUUUUCCACUUCUCCAAAAUGGGCGAAACGGAUCCCAAGAUACUCGCCCAGACGUUUGGGGAGUUCUUGGAAGAAAUGCUGGAAGGAAAAAAUCACUACGGACCAUGGUGGGACCACUAUCUGUACUUCUGGAGACUGAGACACGAAGAGAACAUUCUUAUCUUGCGAUUCGAAGACAUGAAACAGGACCUGCGAAGCAAUGUCCAGAAAGUCAGUAAAUUUCUCGGCAAGAAUCUCUCCGAUGAGAAACUCGACGCCAUCACGGAGCACUGUACGUUCGGCACCAUGAAGAAGAACAAGAUGUCUCACCAUGGCAACCUAAUUGAUCAAAAGAACUCACCUGAAGGAAGCUCCUUCAUGAGGAAAGGAAAGGUAGGCGACUGGAAGACCCACUUCACAGUUGCGCAGAACGAAGCAAUGGACGCCCUCAUUCGAGACAAGCUGCACGGAACGGGGCUGAAAUUUGACUACCAGCCAAGGGAUAAAAACAACCACAAGUCAAUAGAAGUCAAUCACAAGUCAAAUACACACCAAUCGCCAACUUUUACAAUUUCCAGUCAAGUAAUAACAACACUGACAACGGAAUUCCUUUGGCAAUGUCCAUCCCCUGGUAGUCGUGAACGUUCGUGUGAUAAACUGCCGAUUCGUUACGUAGAUCAGCAGCUGUGGUGCGAGGCUGAACUCCUGCAUCAUCCAGACAAGGAGUACGACGGGAUCAAGUUGUACCCAAGCAUGGCCAAGUCUGUGGAGGAUCUCAAGACGUGGACAGUCAGAGAAGACGAUGUCUGGAUCGUGACAUUCAUGAAAGCAGGCACAACUUGGGCCCAAGAGAUCGUGUCUUGCCUCAUGCAGGACGGAGACUUGGAAGCAGUCAACAAGAGACACACGGUAUUCCGAGUGUUGUUCAUUGAAAAAGAUUUCCCGGAACAAAUUCGGCGCCUGCAUGAUCUCCCAGACACGCUCCAGAUAGCGGACGAGACGCCAUCCCCUCGGAUGUUCAAGACCCAUCUCCCGGGCCCGCUCCUACCUCCACAGAUAUGGCAGAAGAAACCCAAGAUUGUCUACGUCUUGCGCAACCCCAAGGAUCUCGCGGUGUCCUUUUUCCACUUCUCCAAAAUAGGCCAGACGGAUCCCAAGAUACUCGCCCGCACGUUUGGGGAGUUCUUCGAAGAAUUUCUGGCAGGAACAAAUCACUAUGGACCAUGGUGGGACCACUAUCUGUACUUCUGGAGACUGAGACACGAAGAGAACAUUCUCCUCUUGCGAUUCGAAGACAUGAAACUGGAUCUACGAAGCAAUGUCCAGAAAGUCAGUAAAUUUCUUGGCAAGAAUCUUUCCGAUGAGAAACUCGACGCCGUCACGGAGCACUGUACGUUCGGCACCAUGAAGAAGAACGAGAUGGCUCACCUUGACAACCUGCUUGAUAAGAAGGACUCACCUGAAGGAAGCUCCUUCAUGAGGAAAGGAAAGGUAGGCGACUGGAAGACCCACUUCACGGUUGCGCAGAACGAAGCAAUGGACGCCCUCAUUCGAGACAAGCUGCACGGAACGGGGCUGAAAUUUGACUAUCAGUAGACAAUCAGACUUCUGCACUCUGUCAGCAUUAUACAUGUUUAUGACGGGACUGCAACUGCCAAGACAGGAGUUUGAUGCCAAGAGCCAAUUUUCCACCACCUGUACACAUGGAAAGUAAUACCUACUUGCUCACAUGCCAGACUUUAUUGCAUUGAAUUGUCUUCUCCGUAAUCUUAUCAUGUGGUCGAUUUGGACCUGAACAACCACUGCCAAUCUAUGAAACAUACUGAUUGUUGGCUGAAAAAUAACCAUGGGUAACUUUUCCUGCUUUUGUGGGAGACACGAACUAAUCCAAAGGGACAUUAUUUUACCCCCUCCCCCCCCCUGUAUAUGUACGGUUUUACAGUGCUCCAAUCCUUCGUGCGAUGACAAAAGAAUUUAGGUGUCGCUUUUUUUCCUUGACUAAGAAAUGAUAUUUUGUUUAUAUAUAAGCCCC